Trichomonas vaginalis G3 is the source of this 573-nucleotide messenger RNA. Its product is annotated as calcium ion binding. Gene Ontology annotation, molecular function: kinase binding; calcium ion binding. Bases 1 to 573 code for a protein of 190 amino acids. Gene Ontology annotation, biological process: calcium-mediated signaling. Lineage: Eukaryota; Parabasalia; Trichomonadida; Trichomonadidae. The transcript has a single exon. The record is from RefSeq and is a predicted model, not a curated record.
AUGGGGUUAAUUCCAAGUGCUGUCAGUAAGGGUUUUAUUAAUGAAAAAGAUGCAGCCAAAAUCAGUGAGACCAGUUACUUCACAGAGAAGCAAGUUCAUAUUCUAGCUUCUCUCUUUCGAAAAUUAACAGCAAAAUUUCAUGUUGAUUUAAAAACUUUUUGCAAUACACUUGAAAUUACAAACACAGACAUUGGGGAGAUAUUAUAUAAGAUCAUAGAUUCAGAUGGCUCCGGUAAUUUGAAUUUCCUCGAAUUUGUUCAAGGACUUAAUGUUUUCCAUCCAUCAGCCCCACUAGAGAAAAAGGUAGAAAUGUGUUUCAAAGCAUAUGACAGCGAUGGAAGUGGUCUAGUUUCAAAAGAUGAAAUCUUAAAAGUUCUUAAGAUUUCAUUAAGAAAUAACAAUUUGAUAGAAUUUGAAGAAGCCAAGAUCAAUUUAUUGGCUAACCAAUUAAUCAAAGAAUAUUCUAGAAAUAACUCAGGAGAGCUCCGCUAUGAUGAAUUCUAUAAAAUGGUAAUCAAUGCUCCAGGAGUUAUCGAAAGUUUUGAUCUCGAUCUGAAUUCCCUCUUUAGAUAA